Messenger RNA from Sciurus carolinensis (gray squirrel), 590 nucleotides. It is a transcript of the gene Defb136, whose product is annotated as defensin beta 136. The coding region runs from base 176 to 409 and encodes 77 amino acids. The transcript has 3 exons. Gene Ontology annotation, biological process: defense response to bacterium. Lineage: Eukaryota; Metazoa; Chordata; Mammalia; Rodentia; Sciuridae. The record is from RefSeq and is a predicted model, not a curated record.
CCAUUUGGAAAAUGAAGCCCAUCUAAGUAAUUGGCUGGGGACUUUUCUGCAGUAUCUGCCCUCAAGCCAGGAAGAAUAAGGCCACUGUCCAGCCCCACCCAUCCCAGCCCAGCUCUAUAAAGGAGCCUCCCAGCCAGCCGGCCAGGGAAGGAGCAGCUCUGUGCCCUGGGCAGCCAUGAGCCUGUGUCUUCCAAUUCUGCUCUUCUUCCUGGUGACCUCAUUGCCUUCAGGGAAUGGUCUGUUUGGGAACGAGGGUGUGGAAAUUCGUGUUUGCACUGCACUGCACGGCAGAUGUUUCUUCGUCUGUAAACAUGGAUGGAGGUGGGUUGCCUUCUGUCACAACGUAAUGUCUUGUUGUACAAAAAUGGAUCGAUUUGUGCCUCCUCAAGCCAUCGACUACACCGAAUAAGUCCAAUGAGCAGAAUAUAUGUCAGUGACUAAAAGGACUAAACUCCCAAUCUGUGGGUAAGGAUCCAGGGGCUCACUGAUGAGCUGUCGGCAGCAGAUGGGGGCCAGCCUCAGGCUGAUUGGUGAAACCCCAGAAGUACCAUUACAGAGGCCCUGCAGUGAAACACGUUUUCUAUUCUUUU